This is a messenger RNA of Erpetoichthys calabaricus (reedfish), 1608 nucleotides long. Its product is annotated as homeobox protein DBX2. Gene Ontology annotation, molecular function: DNA binding; DNA-binding transcription factor activity, RNA polymerase II-specific. Gene Ontology annotation, biological process: regulation of transcription by RNA polymerase II. Lineage: Eukaryota; Metazoa; Chordata; Cladistia; Polypteriformes; Polypteridae. The transcript has 4 exons. The record is from RefSeq and is a predicted model, not a curated record. Bases 133 to 1065 code for a protein of 310 amino acids.
GUUCACUUAAUUCACUUGAAGGACAAAACUGACCCUUAGCCCUUCCAAGUCAAACUUCAGUUUUCCAUAUUUGUGGAGUAGGAGGAAGAACUUGAAUCAUAUCUGGAAGUGGACUAUUGUAAAACAAAAAAUAUGAUUCCCGGUAUUUUUCCAAGUCAGAGUCUUUACUGGGAGAUGGCAGGGACAUCUUCAUAUCUACAAAGACCCAAACCUCCAGGAUUUGGAAAUUCUGGGAAGAGUUUCCUUAUUGACAAUCUGUUGAAGAAUUGUGAUUUUCAGGGUCCUCUGUCUUCCUGGGUCCCAACAACUCCUCUGACAGUUAAAAUGGAUCCAACUGCGGAACAAAUUAGCCCCUCAGGAGGUCCAUAUAGUACAAGAUGGCUUUUUCAACUUGUUAACCCCUCCGACAGGCAGCAUGCCCAUUCACCAAAUACGGAAAUAAUGCCACAACUUCAGACAGGUCUGGCAAAACAUUUCUUCUGCAAGACUCCAGAUUUUUUCCUCACUUGCUGUGGUGGGUCUUGUCUUCCCCCUGCCCCCCCAGCUGCUUUUCCGAAAUGGGGGAACAGCAGUAUAGCUUUGUGGUCCCAAGACAUAAAUACAAAGUCACGAAGGGGAAUCUUAAGAAGAGCUGUUUUCACUGAAGAUCAGAGAAAACAACUAGAAAAAACAUUUGAGAAACAGAAGUAUAUCAGCAAAACGGACAGAAACAAACUUGCAACACACCUCGGACUCAAAGAAUCACAGGUUAAGAUCUGGUUCCAGAAUCGAAGGAUGAAGUGGAGAAAUUCAAAAGAAAAAGAAAUCUUCGGUCAUAAAUCAUGUGAAGAUGAAUCCCUGCUGGAGAGUUAUAUUCCCACAAAUGGACUCAGUGAAUGUACAAGUGUGUCAGACAAACAGGAGGAGAGGUUCAAGCAAACAUCAGCACACAACAAAUUUGGAGACAAGAGAGCAUCUGAGCAAAGACUUCAUAAAAAGAAUCCUAGUAUGAAGCUUGGAAAAUGUGAUGGAAUGGUAUUUAAUUCUUUAAUACAACACCAGAGCAUCCCAAAUGAAAUUAUUUAAGGACAUUAAAGACAUUAAUCCAAAAAAAGAGAACUUUCUCCGAAUUCUACAAAAAAAUUCCAGUGCUUAACAUUUCAGUGGUUGCUAUCCUCAGUUAAGACUAUAUUAUGUGGUUUUCAAACAAUAUCUAAAACUUCAAAUAAUAAAUUGCAUAUUUUUUCAAACUUUAAUAUAUUUAACAUAACUGUCUUUAAGAUAUUAAUGAUGCCUUGUGGGAAAAAGAAAUACUGCAUGUUUUUAACCAAGAAAUUCAUUAUUAUCCUAAGCGUGCCGUACAAAUGAGCUCAAAGUAUGGCGGAGCAGAGCAUGCCAACAUUCAGAAGUAGCAUUAAGCCCCAUGCCACUGAAACACUCCAAGUUACACGGACAGUUACGCAAAGCUUCUGUGAACAAAUCACUUUAAUUUUGAACUAAAUUUAUAUUCAGUUUAAUCUUCUCAUGUAAUAAUAUGUUUGAGUAUUGUUAUUAUUGUAAAUAAUUAAAAUAUAAUUCCUCAGACUAAAUACUUUUCAUUUGAACUUGUUUCAUUUAUAACUCUAUUGA